GUCUCAGUGAUCUGCACGAUGCCGCCGUGAUCGUACGGCAUCGUACUUUUCCUGGCGACACGCGGCACGCAUCACGUGGCACCACACACCGCGUCCGCGCGCUCCUGCCUCCUGCGGCGUGACCACGUCCGACGUCUCCCUCGCACCGACGACGCGUAGCGCACCGAUCCGGGGGAGAAACGACGCCCGUCGACGACGCUCGCGCGCGACAACAAAUGCGUCAGUGAUCCCGUCGUUGGAUAUAUGCCGGGAGAAGUCCGAUAUGAGUACAGACGGAAACACGUUCUCCGGGAGAAGAUGACCCCACGUCGUCGCGUCUUGGCAGGAAUUCGCCGUGCUAUUUUUGCCGCCGGUGUCCUGGCGCUUAUCGUCCUAGCACUGUCAGGUCAGGAUGGCACUAACACUCUGCAGCACGGGAAUUCGCUGGAGGACGCGAAUCUGACACCGGAGGAGAAAAUAUUGGAGCAAAUUACGGCGGCGGAAACCGAGCAACGUCUAACAGCUAGGCGGAAAUUCCUGGCGGAGAAAUGCGCCGAGGAGGGACUCGAUCGCCCUGGCAACGACUCGCUUCACAGGCCGAACGCCUGGGAGUUUCUUGUAAAUAGGGAGUACCAUCUCAUAUGGUGUAACGUUUUCAAAGCAGCGUCUACAUCAUGGAUGUAUAACUUUAAUUUACUUGCGGGAUAUAGUCCGCAAUUUCUGAAGGCCUCUAAAGCAGUGCCGGUUUCGCUAGCCAGACAGAGGUAUCCUAGGCACAGCGCGGAAGAGUUGGCUAAAUUUUUGAACGACAGCAUCAGUUUUCUGAUAGUGCGGCAUCCCUUCGAAAGAUUGCUUAGCGCUUAUCGAGACAAAUUGGAGCACAGUCUGCCACACACGUUUCAUAGUAACCUCGGUGCACACAUAGUUUGGCACUACAGAGCAAGGGAUCCGAAAUCAAAUACAAGACAAGGGCCGAGAUACCCCCUCUUCGAGGAAUUUGUGCGAUGGCUGUUAUGCCAGUGGAGAGCGGGAAACGAGCUCGACAUGCAUUGGACACCAGUUGUGAACUUCUGCACGCCCUGCCAAGUGCGAUUUGACGUGAUAGCUAAAUUCGAGACACUGCAUGACGAUCAAGAUUAUCUUAUAAAGCAAGCUCAUGUAGGACACAUCAUCAAACCUGAGUGGAAAAAUCCUACCAAGGGCGUCCAAACGAAAGAUGUUAUAAAAAACUAUUUCACACAAUUAUCCAAAACGCAGAUCGAGGAGCUUUACGAGAUGUUCAGGUAUGACUUCGUACUGUUCGAUUAUUCACCCGAGGAGUACUUAGCAUUUGGUAGAGACGAGAUUACCACACUAACGUGUAAAAAGUGAUCAUGGCAUUUCGUCUAUGCUUAGAAUAUGUGACAUCAAAUUAAAUGAGGCGUGCGACACACAACGAAAUCGUAGAUAGCGCUAAAUGAAUUUGGAGGAAUAGGAAGUACGGUAUUCGAUGUAUGAUGAUCAACGCAUUUCUAAUAUGGAAUUUCAGAAAAGGAAAGAUAUGUCCUGGUUUUGUAAUUUACAUAUAAACUGCGUUGUCAUAUUGAACUUUUUGAUAGUGUGUAUGUUAAAGUUUAUCAAAUUGUUGUAUUGAAUACAUUGGAGAAUAAAAACGCGAUGGAUAUUAACGAUAAAUAACGAUGAUGCAAACGUCUUGCAAAUAUGAACGUACAGUUCGUUGCUUGCGUACUUAAAUUGUUAAAACAUACUCAAUUUUUACAAAUUUACAGUUGUCAGCUUGGAGAAAGCUUUAUCGGUAUCCAAUCUUUCAAAAUUUUCACUCUCAAUUAUCUUCCGUUAUAAUAAUGUAUGGUAUUAUUAUGGUAUAGAUUAUCAUGGUAUAGAUUCGAUUAAUAAUAAAAGUUGUUCUAAAAAGCUUUUAAAUAGAAUUACGAUUGACUCAAGAAAUUCUUAACUUAAAAAUAGAUUGAAAGAAUUUUAGUACGUGACACAGAAAAUUGAAAAAAAUUUGUGAUAGCCUCAGUUUUGCAUAAAGCAAUAAGAGUAUCUAACUAAUGCCACCGAGUUGUCCCCGGCAACUGCACAAUAAUCUUUUUAAACAUAAAUGUAGUACCACUAUAAAAAUGGUAAUAGUACUGCCUCAAGGAAACAUGGUGCAAAAUAUUAAGGUAAUUAACUUAUCACAUAACAUCACUUUGAGAUGCAAAACAUUUUGUAGAGUUGCGUUGUUUUCGAGAAAUAAUAAAAAUGUAUAUUUCCGAUAUAUUUCCAAGUAAAACGUUAAAUCAAUCAGCAGCAUAUUUGCAUACGUUUUGCUAGACGGUAGAAAUCGAUAAAAAUAAUUGGAUUUCCAGAGUUUUAAGUGUGAAAUAUUUGUCUGCGUGAUCGCAGAACUCAAUUGAAUUUGAAUGAUGCAAAAAUAUCUUGACGUUACGAAUUUCUAUACUUACAAGGUAAAACAUUGUUGAAUAAAGAUCAUUUGUACAAUA
Molecule: messenger RNA, 2468 nt
Organism: Solenopsis invicta (red fire ant)
Lineage: Eukaryota; Metazoa; Arthropoda; Insecta; Hymenoptera; Formicidae
Product: carbohydrate sulfotransferase 11
Exons: 7
Coding region: 244-1350 (368 amino acids)
Biological process (GO): carbohydrate biosynthetic process
Cellular component (GO): membrane
Molecular function (GO): sulfotransferase activity
Source: RefSeq, a predicted model, not a curated record